ACACGGCAAACUAAUGCAAACAAUAAGUUAGUUUAAUUAAAGCUGUUAAAAUAAGUACAAUAAGCAAUAUAAAGUUAGCAUUUCUAAUAUUGGAUCACAAUUGCAUACACACAUACAUGCAUACACAUCAAGUUAUUGAAACACGGAGAGAAUGAAUAUAUUGAAGACGUUAUGCGUUUAUGGUAUACUGUUGCUGUUUCUAUUUCAUACUAUGGAAGCAGCUGGUACGGUAAGUGAAAUAGUAAACCGAUUCAAUGGAAAAAGUACAUCAGCAAUGACUGCAAACGCUUCCUAAUUGAAGAAGAAACAUUCACUGAAAUUUGAAGGACGCUGUUACACAGAAAGUGUAAAAAGAUUGACUUUAGAAAAAAAUACUGGAGGAAAAUUAUAAACAAAAUAAACUGCAAAAGGAUUUCAUUAGUUCUUAAAUUCUCAAGUACUUUAUCAAAUGAUCCUAUAUAAUAUCGUUAUAGCCCUCACUUAUGUCUCCGAUAUUCUAUUUGAAAAGGGUAUGGUAAUAACUGUUUAGCCUUGCAAUAACAGACUUUUUUUUUGUGAACCGUUUUGUCAAAUCUAUACUUAUAGCAGACGCUGGAGUUUUGUAAUUAUUUUUCAUUCGACAGCAUGGUAAACUUUUUUCAGGAUUAAGAUAAAAACGGUGAUGAUUUGAAGCGAAAUCCAUUGCCUGAGUUUUGGACAGACCAUGAGAGACAAUCAGGGGUGGAAAAAAUAGGCGAGCACGCGAGCAGUGCUCGCAGGAAAUGUUAAACUGCUGCAAGAAAUUCGUUUGAAUGAAGAUUUGCUGUUGAAAAUCUGAAGGAAACCUUAACACCCAUGUCCCACUAUGGGCGCAACAACAUAUGGUCGACAGACAUUAUUCCUUCAAUUUAAAACCAUGGUCAGUUAGAACACUAUAUGCUUAAUAUGCACAUGCAGAUUUAACACAAAAAUACUCCGUUGGUCUGCAGGAAAUUUUUGUCUCCAGGUUGUGCUCCCAGGAAGAAAAUUCUUUUUUCCUGCCCUGGAGACAAUAUUUCCUUGUUUCAGUAAUUAGAAUAUAUUAGCUCCUGUUUCUAAAUUGACAAUUUUGGUAGCUUUUUCUGAGCUCAACAAAAUACUUGCUGCACAAAGUACAUAGCAUAUUUUAUGUUGGUAACGUAGAUUGAGUCCUAUACUGAGUACUGUAUAUCUCAAACUGGAGCAGAAAUUGGUAAUUUAUUGGUACGUCUGUUCUAUAAUAUUCAUGCUGAUGCAAUGUAAAGAAUAUCGGGGACCUGUUCUAUCUCUUCACGCAGGGAUAAAAAAUCGAUAUUGCAUAUAAGGCAUGUAAGGCCCGUAUGUUCUAAAAGCUCACUCACACUCAAUGAGUGGAGGUUCAAUCUUAGCUUCUUUUGAGUGUCAAUGCUGUUUUUGAAUAGCUGGAGGGUGAGUAGUCACAUAGUAAGGUACGACACUAAUCCUCCAGCUAUUCAUAAACAGCAUUGACACUCAAGAGAAGCCCAGAUUGAAUCUUCACUCAUUGUGCUUUUAGAAUACGGGCGUAAAUUUCUGCAUGUGGUAAAACUGAUCAUUGAAUAAGUUUAAAUAAGGUUGGAAGAGUCUGAAAACGAUGUUGGCUUAACCUAAACAAAAGGUCAGUAUCCAUGCCCAUGUUUAGUAUUAAAUAUUUUGGAUUUCCGACUCAAUUAUAUUUCAUCAGACGUUUCCUACUAAAUCGUUCUCCCAGAAUUAUAUUUUGGCCAGACGUAUUUUAUUGGUUAAAAGAACCGACAAUUGUGUCAUUUUAUAAGCAAUAUAGCGGUUAGUUUGACUAAAUUAGCAUUUGGUUAGAGAGAGUAUAUACACAUGGCUAAAUAUUUUCGCUUCCCUCCUGUCGUGUGGUAACACCGGGCAGCUAGAAGGGACGACCUUAACUGAACUACGGUGGAAAAAACAACUACCAGCUCUCUGGCAGAAAUCAAACCUGCGAUACUGCGAUUCCAGUGCAGCGCUCUAACCAACUGAGCUACAGAGGCCAGUUGUCGAGUUAUAAACGCAAGUUCAUGUACAGUAUUGGUGGUUUGCAAUCAAUCCCUUGAGAUUGACAAGACAAAGCGGCCAUGUUGAAGGAAAAUACGCUUCAAAUACAACAGCUGCUAAUAAUAUUCUUUUGAUAGCGUUCCUCCAACAUGGCCACCAUGACGUCAAGUGCGAACCAAGAAUAUAAACUACAGUGGUAAGGUGAUGCCAAUGUAAGGUGUACAGAGGGUAAAUAUCAGGAUUUUGGGCAUAUGUACAAAAUUCACAUUCGAAAUUUCCAUCUACAAAACCCUUCUACAAUUAGUGUUGUUAUAUAGCUAGGGUGAACACCAAACGUGCAUGAUUGGCUGAUUUGUGCUCACGUGACUUCAGAUAAAUACAAUGUUUCCUGCCGGGCAUCAAGUGAAAAAUUGUUGCCCGCACCGGUCGGCUACGCACAUAAAUAAACAAAAUGGCGGCACAACUAGCGCAAGUAGAAACUACGAUUUUCCAAGGGCGCUUUCCAUUAACACGGCCAGACCGGUCAGAACGGUCAAAUUGUUGAAUGGAACACAAAACGGUUGGGCUUCGGACCUAUCUGACCGGAAAAUUUACAUAGUAUUAGAAUGAGGUCCAUUUUCGCUAGAUAUUUGAGAAACAUAGACCAGAUCUUUCCAUUGAUACAGAGACAAAAAUUCGGGUCUGACCGGUCCAACCAUUAAAUGGAAAACGCCCCAAGUUUGUGUUCAAAUAAAGAAUGUAAAAGAGAAGAAAAAUACACAACAGGCAACAGGAUAUGCUGUUGAAACCGUUUAAGUAGGUUCUUUUAAUUUUAAACUCGUUUACACUACAGAGUUUUUGUCACGAAAUACAAUUGUUGUACAGUAUGAAUGUUGUUGAAUGUUGAUUUUUGUUCGUCGCUAUAUAACAAAACGCUUAAUGUCUGUUCCCUCGGGCAAUAGUUAGUUUUGUUUUCCCUCGAAUCUCAAUGUUUCCCUCGACUUGGUCUCGGGAAACAUCGAGACUCUCGGGAAAACAAAACAAACUAUUUCCCGAGGGAGCAAACAUUAACCAAUAAGUGUAUAAUAUCGAGUGUAGAUGCCCAAAUAAUAAAUAUUUACCCAUUGUAAACAGGUCUCUUUUACCACUGAUACAUGUUUUACUUGUUUUACUUUUAGACAAAGAUAUUUGUUUCCAGAGCACCUCAGUGCCCAUAUAACAAAAGAUGCAGAAGACAGAAAACAUGCAGUUGUGAGUCAGAAAACCUUGUCUGCAUGAGAGUGUACUGGAGAGUUAAAAAAUGCAUAAAGAUGGAUUCACCAUUAGCACCUCCAAGAAAAAUGCCGCCAAAUUUCAACUUCAAAAUCACAAAACCAUGGUGGUUUCGCAACUCUACGAAAGGUUAAAAAGUGAUGUUAUUCGAGCGAUAUAGAAAUAUUGAUAGCUAAAACUUUUUGAUUCAUACAGUAUUAAAAUCAUGAUGCACAAAACAAUCUGUAUAUAUUCUUUACUACAUGAUGAAUAUUUAACAUCAAUGUGAACAAUUAUGACUCAUGGACUCUAACAUCGUCUAUUUUUAAAAUCAUCUUAACCAACUGAGUAGCUAGACUUAUCUGUUGUUUCUUGCCAAUAAGUGUCUCGAUAACAUGUUGAUCACGCAUAUCUGGAAGCGAAGAACAGAUUUUAGAUUAAAGAUUAUAGUAG
This is a messenger RNA of Paramuricea clavata, 3702 nucleotides long. NCBI's taxonomy places the organism in Eukaryota, Metazoa, Cnidaria, Anthozoa, Malacalcyonacea, Plexauridae. The record is from the annotation of a GenBank genome assembly.